This is a messenger RNA of Vicia villosa (hairy vetch), 999 nucleotides long. Its product is annotated as protein MAIN-LIKE 1-like. NCBI's taxonomy places the organism in Eukaryota, Viridiplantae, Streptophyta, Magnoliopsida, Fabales, Fabaceae. The coding region runs from base 196 to 999 and encodes 267 amino acids. Gene Ontology annotation, biological process: meristem development; meristem maintenance. The transcript is spliced from 4 exons. The record is from RefSeq and is a predicted model, not a curated record.
CGCCAGCGAGAGGAGGAGGAUGAGGAUGAGGAGGAGGAGGAGGUCAUACCGGAUGUUGACCCUCCAGUCGGGGAGGAGGAGGAGCAGGAGGUGGAUAGCUUUCCGGGAGGGCCUUUUGACACUUCCCUGCUGAUUCACUACCAGGAUCACGUCGCUCGGCGGAUCUGGGAGGGAGAGGAGAGAGAGCCAUUGAAAAUGGUGAACCACUCCAGGAAGAUUUUCGGUCUGUUUAAACCAGCAGCUCAGUGGUUUAACGACCAUGUGCGAGGUUCAGGGCUUUGCGGGCUCUGCAUGACCGGGUACACCACCAUCAGCACCGGCAUGCAGGGGGCAUUUGUGGAGCGCUGGCACAAGGAGACGUCUUCUUUCCACUUGCCGGUGGGGGAGUUGACGAUCACCUUGCAUGACGUCCAGUGUCUUCUCCACCUGCCUAUUAGGGGGCCGCUGUUGGACCACUCCAGGAUCCAGAGGGUCGAGGCCAUUGAGUGGAUGAUGCACUAUUUGGGCCUGCCGCACGAGGUUGCUCACCUGGAGUGCGUCUCGACUUCUGGGCCUCAUGUCCGGUUCAACACACUGAGCCUCUAUUUUGAGUUCCACCUGGACGCGGCGGUCGAGGCCGAGCAGGAGGGUAACGACCUAUUCAGGGAGUACCACCGCGGCUGCGCUCUUCGGUGCUGGUACAUGCAUGUGGUAGGCGCUGCAUGCUUUGUGGACAAGAGCGCCAGGUACGUCGACGUGGCCUACCUCCGCUAUUUCAUGGACCUGGAUACCGUUCACCAGUGGAACUGGGGGGCAGCUACUCUGGCAUAUCUCUACCAGAAGCUGAAUGAGGCCUCCAACUGGAGGACGAGGCAGCUGGUCGGAUCCUGCACUCUGCUUACGAGCUGGAUCAUCUCCUACUUCUCCCGCAUCCACGGCUUCCACAUCGAUCCUGCGUACAUUGACGCCAUUGUUGCUGCCAUUAUAACCACUAGUUGCGACCGCCGACGUUUCCUCUAG